CCUUCCGUUAUCUUCGUCUUCCUCCUCGGCUUCUUUUCUUCUUCUUUCCCCUUCUCCAAGCAUCGCCGCGAACCUCUCUGCUGCCCCCGCCAAAUAGCAUUGCUCACGCACCCGCCCGCACCCGCUCCAAUCCCCAUUGCCACGCCUAAACCCUAAACCUCACCCGCGAUGGCACUCUCCGCGGCGUCCAGGCUGUCGCGCGCCGCGCGGGCCGCCGCGGCCGCCCGCCGCCUAGCCAACGGCAGCGGCCGAGAUCCCCUCCCUCGCGCACUUGGGCCGCUCGCCGGGGAUGCCUCCUCCUUCUCCGCCGCCGCCAAGGCCAGGAGGCCACCGUGGCUCGCUCCUCCCAUGGCCAGGCUCCCGACGUGGAGCGGGGAUGGCCUCCUGGUGCCGCCUCGCCGCCUUUUCCACUCCACGCCGCCGUCUCGUUACAGCGCCGCGGGCACCUCGUCCUCUUCUCAGAUAUCUCCAGGGGAAUUCACGGAGAUGGCCUGGGAGGGGGUUGUCGGUGCAGUUGAGGCAGCAAGAUUGUCGAAGCAACAGAUCGUGGAAUCAGAGCACUUGAUGAAAGCUCUUCUUGAGCAGAAGGAUGGUUUAGCACGCAGAAUAUUUUCAAAAGCUGGGUUAGACAACACAUCGGUCCUACAAGCUACCGAUGAUUUUAUUUCUAGACAACCGAAGGUUGGUGGUGAUACAAGUGGGCCAAUUGUAGGGCCAAAUUUCACAUUGAUUUUGGAUAAUGCAAGGAAGCAUAAGAAAGAGUAUGGUGAUGAAUUUGUAUCAGUUGAGCACAUAUUGCGUGCAUUCACAUCAGAUAAGAGGUUUGGGCAACAGUUAUUCAGAGAUCUCAAAAUUAGUGAGAAUGAGCUGAAGGAAGCUAUUUCUGCUAUACGUGGCAGCCAGCGAGUUACAGAUCAAAACCCAGAAGGGAAGUUCCAAGCUCUAGAGAAGUAUGGUAUUGACAUGACGGAAUUAGCUCGACGUGGAAAACUUGAUCCUGUUAUAGGCCGUGAUGAUGAAGUGCGCCGAUGCAUUCAGAUCCUUUGUAGAAGAACUAAGAACAAUCCUGUAAUCAUUGGUGAACCGGGAGUUGGCAAAACUGCAAUUGCUGAAGCAUUGGCUCAGCGCAUUGUGCGGGGAGAUGUUCCUGAACCUUUGCAGAAUAGAAAGCUUAUUUCAUUGGAUAUGGGAGCUUUACUUGCUGGUUCCAAAUACCGUGGUGAAUUUGAAGAGAGGCUUAAGGCUGUUCUGAAGGAGGUCACUGCUUCUAAUGGGCAGAUCAUCUUGUUCAUUGAUGAGAUCCACACUGUUGUUGGUGCUGGAGCCAUGGGUGGGGCCAUGGAUGCUGGUAACCUGCUGAAACCAAUGUUAGGCCGUGGGGAACUCCGUUGCAUUGGCGCAACGACAUUAGAUGAAUACAGGAAGUACAUCGAGAAGGAUGCUGCUCUUGAGCGUAGGUUCCAGCAGGUUUACUGUGGUGAGCCAGCAGUUCAGGAUACAAUUUCUAUAUUGAGGGGCCUGCGAGAGAGGUAUGAGCUGCAUCAUGGUGUGAAGAUAUCAGAUGGGGCUCUUGUGGCUGCAGCUGUUUUAUCAGAUCGCUACAUCACUGGACGCUUUUUGCCGGACAAAGCUAUUGAUCUAGUUGACGAAGCAGCAGCUAAGCUAAAAAUGGAGAUUACAUCAAAGCCUAUUGAGUUGGACGAGGUAGAUAGAGAAAUCAUGAGGUUUGAAAUGGAGAAGCUAUCAUUGAAGAAUGAUACUGGCAAAGCAUCCAAAGAACGACUAAGCAAGCUUGAAGCUGAACUAGAAUCACUUAAGCAGAAGCAGAAAAAUCUUUCAGAACAUUGGGAGUAUGAGAAAUCCUUGAUGACCCGUAUAAAAUCAGUCAAGGAAGAGAUUGACAGAGUUAACCUGGAGAUUGAAGCUGCCGAGAGAGAAUAUGACUUGAGCCGUGCUGCUGAACUCAAGUACGGAACACUUCUGUCACUGCAAAAACAGCUGGAUGAGGCUGACAAAAAGCUUGCUGAAUUCCAGCAGUCAGGAAAGUCGAUGCUUCGAGAAGAGGUGACUGACGUUGAUAUUGCUGAGAUUGUUAGCAAGUGGACUGGUAUUCCAGUGUCAAAUCUUCAACAAUCUGAUAGGGAAAAGCUACUGCUAUUGGAGGAUGUACUUCAUAAGAGGGUCAUCGGCCAAGAUAUUGCAGUCAAAUCAGUAGCCAAUGCUAUCCGUCGUUCUAGGGCGGGACUAUCGGACCCAAACCGUCCAAUAGCAAGCUUCAUGUUUAUGGGUCCUACAGGUGUGGGCAAAACCGAGCUGGGGAAGACCCUAGCUGAAUUCCUUUUCAACACUGAGAAUGCUCUAAUACGGAUUGAUAUGAGUGAAUACAUGGAAAAGCAUGCUGUCUCCCGCUUAGUUGGAGCACCGCCUGGGUACGUUGGUUAUGAGGAAGGGGGCCAACUGAGUGAAGCUGUUCGCCGCAGGCCUUACUCGGUUGUUUUGUUUGAUGAAAUUGAGAAAGCACACCAAGAUGUUUUCAACAUCUUGUUGCAGCUGUUAGACGACGGAAGAAUAACUGAUUCCCAGGGCAGAACAGUGAGCUUCACUAACUGUGUCAUCAUCAUGACCUCGAACAUCGGAUCACCGUUGAUUCUAGACACACUCAGAAACACAACGGACAGCAAGGAUGCAGUGUAUGAGGUAAUGAAGAAGCAGGUGACUGAGAUAGCUCGGCAGACAUUCCGGCCAGAGUUCCUGAACAGGAUAGAUGAAUACAUUGUGUUUCAACCACUGGACUCCACAGAGAUAAAUCGCAUUGUGGAGAUACAGCUGGAUCGUGUCAAGAACCGGUUGAUGCAACAGAAGAUUCAUCUUCAGUACAUGCCAGAAGCCGUGGAGCAUCUUGGCUCUCUUGGUUUUGACCCUAACUAUGGCGCUAGGCCUGUCAAGAGGGUGAUCCAACAGAUGGUGGAGAAUGAAAUUGCCCUCGGCGUCCUGAAAGGCGAUUUCAAGGAAGAUGACACUGUCAUCGUGGAUGUCAGUUCAGUGCCGAUCGCUAAAGGUCUUGCCCCGAAGAAGCAACUGGUCCUCCAGAGGUUAGAAAGUGGAAGCUCAGAGCUGGUUGCCAAUGACUGAACCACGAGCGCUUUUGCAUGUAUUUCUUAGAGGUUCGAGGUUCAUCUAAUGAGAACCUUUCACCAGGAAAUGCAUGCAUCAGAAGCUGCAGAUCAACCUGGAAUGUGGAAUUGCAAAAUAUGCACCAGAAUCUGCUCUGUAAAUUAGUAGUACUAGUAGUUUCUGUUGCGUAGCAAUUACCAUUGUCUCGUUAAUUUGGCUUGUGUGAACAUCCUGUUUGGAUCGGGCCAGAUGAUCUAUAGCCUACAGGAAAAGAAAAAUAGCAAAUCCACUGGUUCCAAGAGAUCUUUGACUAAUUUCGCCAUCCAGGAUCCACGCAAUCUUACACAUCAUCAUUUACUUCACUAUCCAAGUCAUCCGACACAUUAGCAUGUACUCCACUUCACCUAAUGGACAAAAGAGUAAUGUCAUGUUCCUUUCUUGUUUCUCAA
This is a messenger RNA of Brachypodium distachyon (stiff brome), 3563 nucleotides long. RefSeq names its product chaperone protein ClpB3, mitochondrial. Gene Ontology annotation, biological process: protein refolding; cellular response to heat. The record is from RefSeq and is a predicted model, not a curated record. Gene Ontology annotation, molecular function: ATP hydrolysis activity; ATP binding. Lineage: Eukaryota; Viridiplantae; Streptophyta; Magnoliopsida; Poales; Poaceae. The transcript is spliced from 10 exons. Gene Ontology annotation, cellular component: cytoplasm. The coding region runs from base 169 to 3132 and encodes 987 amino acids.